AUGCCCUCCAACUACAAACGAGACUGGGCGGUCGAGCACCCCAAGUCGUCCAAACGAGAAAGGCGCGGGGUCACCCAAGUCCAAGAGACCAGCUUACCGACGGCAGCAACGGCAGCAACGGCGGACACGGACGAGGACGCAGACGAAGAUACCGCCGUCAUGUGCACCUACGACAGCAAUAACCACACAACGUUUUUCACCCAGCGAGUCAUCCCCAGUGUCAUGUCUUCGUACCUCCGAGCAGGAUCGCAGUUUGUGGGCACCCAGGUGUCCAAGAGCCAGAAGCAUGCGGUCAACGUGGAAAUCAAGUACGUGGACAUGGCCAACUACUUUCUGUGUGGCUACUUCCGGAUCCAGGGUCUGGACGGAGCAAAUACAGACCUCACCACAUACUUUGAGGGAGAAAUAAUCGGGCCCAAGUACUCCUUCUACACCCGCCGACCCGAGUGGGGAGCCAAGGAAAAAACAGACCUGACCCACUGGGGUCGGUUCCCGCCCUGGAGACACAUUCAAAAACAGGCCAUGGACCCGGACUACGUGCAUGAGGACUUUGACAAGCUGGACCACAUUUACAUGCGGUGGAAGGAGUGUUUUCUGGUGCCCGAGGAGCAGACCAUCCAGGCGUCCUACGCCGGAUUCUACUACAUUUGCUUCAACCAGGUCGAGGGCAAGAUUAACGGUCUGUACUAUCACGAUAGCGCCGUCAAGUUCCAGGAGCUGAGUCUCAGUCCGGUCGACGGGCCGCUUUGUUUCCAGUCUUUCGAGUUUGCCUAG
Yarrowia lipolytica CLIB122 is the source of this 774-nucleotide messenger RNA. RefSeq lists its product as uncharacterized. Lineage: Eukaryota; Fungi; Ascomycota; Dipodascomycetes; Dipodascales. The record is from RefSeq and is a predicted model, not a curated record. Gene Ontology annotation, cellular component: GID complex. Gene Ontology annotation, biological process: protein catabolic process in the vacuole; proteasome-mediated ubiquitin-dependent protein catabolic process; protein targeting to vacuole.